Messenger RNA from Macrosiphum euphorbiae (potato aphid), 2286 nucleotides. The record is from the annotation of a GenBank genome assembly. Lineage: Eukaryota; Metazoa; Arthropoda; Insecta; Hemiptera; Aphididae.
AUGUAUUUAUUUAUUAUUUUUCACAAAAAUCUUAAAAUUAAUGCUAGUAACUAUUCCUAUUUCAGAACUCAAGCUGAAAUAUCACAAUUAUGUCGAGGUACAAUUAGUUUGAAUGGGGCUACAAUACACACUGAAGAUUCAUGCACAAUUGUUAUAUCUAAUGGUGGCACUCAAACUUUUCACCUCCGUGCCACUAGUGAAGUAGAACGGCAAAGAUGGGUAACUGAAUUAGAGUUGGCCAAGGCUCGUGAAAUUGGACAUACAAAUACUGAUAGAAGCAAGGAAAAAGAAUUGAGUGCAAAUUUAGAAGUUUCAUCCGUAGUGUCAUCGUUAAAUACCAAAUUAUCUGAACUGCGAUCACAAAGCGAAAUUAUAUCUAAACAUAGCAAAGCUCUUCAACGGUGCUUAACUGAACUAGAAACCAUAGACAUACCUCCUGAUGUCUCUACAAAAAUAAAAGCAUGGAUGGAACGUGCAAAUUUGAUACGUAUUGCUUCAGUGGGUAUGGUAACUAAUUGUUCGGAGUAUUUAGAUUUGGCUCAAAGUCAGGGUAAUAAGUGGCAAAAGAUGUUGUAUAAUGAACGGCGACAGCGAAUACAGUUGGUAGAAAUGGUGGAUCAAAUUGCUAGGGAACAGACCGUAUUGGAGCAUGUAGCUAAUAAUGACAAACAAGGUGAUUCUACCGACGAAGAUGAUGCUUCAGACAGUUGUGAAUUUUUUGAUGCUCAAGGUGGUGAUUCCUUUGACGUAACCACAAAUAAUUAUCUAGUUAACUGUCAGUCUCAAAAUAUUAUCCAACACAAAUCUCUUUCAAGCUCACAGGUUCUUGAAAAAUUGGUCAAUGAAGAACUAGAUUGUAGUGGUGGAUCUAGUAGUGAUAUUGACGAUCCUGCUGAGUCAUCAGCUAUAUUAACAGCUGCAAUUUGUUCAUCAACUGGCUUAAAUACUGAUCGUGAUGAAAAUAAUAAAUCUUCUAGGAUGUUCCCUCAACUUUCGGAACAUGCCAAAAAAAUGCUAGAGGACGUGAUUAAACACCCUUUAAAACAAAAAGACAAACGAAGGUGUAGAGUGACUGACAAGCCAAAUCACCCGUUACAUAUUUGGAGUAUUUUGAAAAAUUGCAUUGGAAAAGAUUUGUCUAAAAUACCAAUGCCGGUCAAUUUUUCUGAACCACUAUCAAUGUUACAAAGAAUUACUGAGGAUUUUGAAUAUUCAAAUAUUCUAGAUACAGCAGCUCAAUGUAAGGAUUCAUUUGAGCAGAUGGCAUAUGUUGCUGCAUUUACGAUUUCAUCAUAUUCGACAACUGUCAAUCGGACAAGUAAACCUUUUAAUCCAUUGUUAGGUGAAACAUAUGAAUGUGAUAGAAUGUCAGAUCUUGGUUGGAAAGCAUUUAACGAACAAGUUUCACAUCAUCCUCCAAUUUCGGCUCAGUAUUGUUCGGGUAAAGAAUGGUCUUGUUGGCAAGAAUUUUCAAUGUCCUCAAAAUUCCGCGGUAAAUACUUACAAGCAAUUCCUAAUGGUAUUGCUCAUCUUGAUUUCCCAGCAUCUGGGAAUCAUUAUACUUGGACCAAAGUCACAACUACUGUUCAUAAUAUAAUUGUUGGAAAACUGUGGGUUGAUCAAACAGGUGAUAUGACAAUAACAAAUCAUAAAGAUGGUUCUAAAUGUCGCUUGAGUUAUAUACCCUAUAGUUAUUUUACUAGGGAUCAGCAAAGAAAGGUAAAAGGAUAUGUUAUGGAUAAAGAUAAUGAAAUUAAAUGGGUAAUAAAUGGUACGUGGGACAAUAAAGUUGAAAUAGCUCCUGUUACCAAAUUCGAAGGUCCUAUUGAGAGUCCUACAUGUCAAACAGGAAGUUAUAUAAUGGCCUGGCAAAGACAAGCACCUCCAUCUGACAAUGAAAAAUACUACUAUUUCACUAUAUUAGCAAGCCAAUUGAAUGAAAUCGAAGAAGGUGUAGCACCAACAGAUUCAAGAUUACGGCCAGAUCAACGUUUAAUGGAGUUUGGUCUUUGGGAUGAAGCUAAUAUUGAGAAAUUAAGGUUAGAGGAAUUUCAGAGAGUCAGAAAUCGCAAAGCAAAUGCUGGAGUAGCUGAUUCUAAUCAAAUCAACGAAAAUGAAGAAGAGGAUGAUGAGACAGUCCAAGAAAAUGAUAACAGUGCUAUCAAACCAUUAUGGUUUAAACGAGAUGUGUGCAAAUGGACAAAAAAGCCUUGUUUUACUUUUACGCAUGAAUAUUGGGAGUGUAAACAAAAAGGAGAUUGGAGUAGAUGUCCAUCUUUAUUUUAA